This is a messenger RNA of Nicotiana tabacum (common tobacco), 786 nucleotides long. RefSeq lists its product as uncharacterized. The record is from RefSeq and is a predicted model, not a curated record. Lineage: Eukaryota; Viridiplantae; Streptophyta; Magnoliopsida; Solanales; Solanaceae.
CAUAUUACUCAGACCUAUAUUGAGAAUAUAUACAAAAUUCAAACAUUCCUAAACCAAAACGCCAGAGCAACUACUACCACAGAUCCAACACAGGAUUAUAUAACCCAGAAACUCCAAGGAUAUAAUAGGCUUAUUGCACAGCCAAAAACUAGAGCCAAUUUAGUAAAAACAUGUUACAACUAUGGAUUACUUAGUACGGUAUGUACCUAUGAUGGGGAAGAGAUAAGUGGAAUACCAGAGCUAUACAAAACAUUUAUUACAUUCAAAAGAAUUACAAAAGGAAACUUAUUUUUUAUAAAAUUCUAUACAGCACCAGCUGAGAUACUAUAUGAUGAAAUAAAACCUAUUAUACAAGUUGUAAAAAUAGGCUUAACACGAGAUAUGAUAAUACCAGAAGAAAUUGAACAACAACCAGAAAUACCGAAAAUUGAGAUACCAGGAUUUUAUGCCAACAAAAGAAUAAUUGGCAUAGCAACCAUUAUACAAGAGCUAGCCAACAAUUAUUUACAAGAAAAUGCUAUCUGGAGCUACUACUCAAGAGACCAGCUAAUGAUAUAUGCCAAUUCAAGAGAACUACGACAAGGAGAUAUGGAUGAAGUCCAAAAAUGGAUUUUAUCGUUACUAAAACCAGAGAUACAACCAACUACAAGAGCACUAAAGAAAGGAUUUAUUUCCAAUGAAUUAUUGACAAGAUACUACAAAUUAGUAGGGCACAAAUAUCCAGAUCAUAUAUUUUCUAAAUGCAACGGAGAAGAUAACCAUGUACCAGAAGUGCAACUGGAAUGA